AUGCCCACCGACCGCAUCCACCGCAUCGUCUUCGUCGAAACCGACCACGUCGAGGCCGACAUUCGCGCCGCUUUUGCCCAGUGCGGGAACAUCACGCAGAUAUACCCCUGGAUCCGCCGCGCUGAGCAGCCCUCCCACGCCUAUUUCAUCGAAUUCGCAGACGACUCGUCUGUCAAGCGUGCCCGUGCACUGCAACUGCCACAUACCACUGUGCAUGUAGUCGCCUUUUCGCACACCCUCUGCACCCACUUUACCUCGCUCGCACCGUCGCCACCCACCGCACCCGCCCAGAUGCGCAAGCACGACGCCACCCCGCCGCUUGGUCCACGCAACACGGUUCCCCUUCCGCGUAGGCAACUCUCGCGUCCGCAUACACCCACCGCCCUUGCCUCCUCUCCCGCGCCUCCAUUCAGUGAGCCAAGGUCGGCUCUCGGAAAACGAAAGCUUGACCAGAGCACGGCGACGCAGCCUGAGUUUGUCCUCGGACCAUUACUGCAGGCAACGAGCAGCAAGCUCGGCGUAAGCCAGAAGAGCGAGGCGCUAGAGGAGCUCAUCCUCGCCGCAAGGGACGUUGGCGAAGACUCUGGUGAGUCGAGCGCUGCUUCUGAGUCGACAUCCGUGCCGACAUCUGUGCGCCGGCCCCGGCGCCGAGCAGGCAAGCGCGUCACUCAGCGGCGUAAUCGCGAGAGGGAUGCAGCAGCCAAAGCGAGUGCACUGUCCACAUCGUCGUUAUCAUCGCCAGGAUCUGUGCCCGGCAUGAAGAGCGAAGAGCAAGAUGCGGCAGUGAACUUGUUGCGGGAGCCGUCCGCUGGCGUGGCCGCUGCACCCGCCAUUGAGUUGGCGCCCGAGGGACCUUACCAGACAGAUAGCAAGCCACGCAUUGGAGGGACUAUACUCCGGAUCAACCAAACUAAUGGGAAAGAGCAUGGUAGCAAAACGUCCAAGCUUUCCGCAAGCGUCAUUGCAACGGACGACGACGACGGGGACUCUGGUGAGUCGCGCGCUCCUUCACCCGAGUCGACGUGCAUGCCGACAUCUAUGUCCCCUCUGCGCCGUCGUCCUCCGCGAGGAGGCAAGCGUCGCACGCAACAGCUCAGGAGGCAGGCCGCGGAAAGAAAGGCUGCAGCCGUGACGAACCCGGCGAAUGUAUCCGUGUCAUCGCAUUCAUCCACGUCCGUUCCAGGGCUGGUCCCUGACUUGAAGAUUAAAGGGUCAGACGCAGCUGUGAGCCUGCUGCAGAGGCUGUCCGAACGGGCAGCCGCCCCAGCGACAUCGACAGCGAACUCUGCGCCCGUCAUUACACUUACGUUCCACGGCUCGCCGCUUUCCGUUGCGCUCGACGCUCUCGACGCUGAUGCGGCCGGAAUCAUCGACGUGUUGCGCGUCACGGCAGGCAGCAUGCUCGAGCGUGAUAAAUGGAUGGUCGUCGCUGGCUGGUACCGCGGGCGUGGGCUCGUUCUCAGCGCGGUGCAAGUCGUGUCGGAGAUGAUCAACGUGAUGACGAGCUCGCCGGUAUCGCUGCCCGUGGCGGCGCUGCGGCCGGCAUACUUGAUGCUCGCGAGCUGUUACCGCGACCUCGUGGUGCGGACGCAAGGGCGCGAGGCAGAGGAGCAUGCGCGGCGUGCAGCCGAAUGCCUAAAACUGGUGUAUGGCGAGGUGCUCCCUCCAGUGGCAGCCCAGGUCUUAUCGAAGUGGGCAAGCGCGCCGGAGAGGCGGUCGAUGGAAGUAAGUGGGAUGCAGGCUAAGGACAGGAGAGAGGCGCUGGCUACGCAGGAAGUCUGCCCGCUGAUGGAUACAAGCAACGUGCGCCGACCCACCGGGAAUCGACGCGAACAGACGGCUUCCAAGAACGAGCGCGAGAACGUCUUGCCCCGGUCGCAAACGCACACGAUUGACAGUCGCGUACCGACCCUGGAGCGCGAGGUGCGUAUUCUGCGCGACCGCGCGGACGAGUCGCUUGCGGCGAAGCGCAGGCUAGAGGAUGAGCUCGGCACGGAGCGGACUGUGCGGCGCCGCGUCGAACGUGAGCUGGAGCAGGCGAAGCGCGGCGAGGCGUUUGCGCUCGCGCAGGCGCGCGCAGAGGUGGAGGCGCGGCGAGGCGCAGAACGGAGGGAGAGCGAGGCGAGGAGGGGAGAGGAGCGGGCAAGAAGGGAGGCAGAGGACACCAAGGAGGAGGCACGCCGCGCCGAGGAGGGUGCACGCCGUGCGAGGGUGGUGUGGGAGCGGAUGGGGGAGAUGUGUCUGCGGGCUGCGCGUGAAGGUGGGCUAGCAGCUGGUGGAGAGCAAGGAAAGGCACUUCCUGAGGCAGCAGGGGCGUAG
Messenger RNA from Laetiporus sulphureus 93-53, 2319 nucleotides. RefSeq lists its product as uncharacterized. Bases 1 to 2319 code for a protein of 772 amino acids. Lineage: Eukaryota; Fungi; Basidiomycota; Agaricomycetes; Polyporales; Laetiporaceae. The record is from RefSeq and is a predicted model, not a curated record. The transcript has 3 exons.